Molecule: messenger RNA, 1551 nt
Organism: Grammomys surdaster
Lineage: Eukaryota; Metazoa; Chordata; Mammalia; Rodentia; Muridae
Product: solute carrier family 5 member 4-like
Exons: 12
Coding region: 1-1551 (516 amino acids)
Biological process (GO): transmembrane transport; sodium ion transport
Cellular component (GO): plasma membrane
Molecular function (GO): D-glucose:sodium symporter activity
Source: RefSeq, a predicted model, not a curated record
AUGGCUACCACAUUGAGUCCCAGCACCGCGCCUCAGACUGAGGAGCCUCCUGUACUGUCAGAGCGCAUUCGGAAUGCUGCGGACAUCUCUGUCAUUGUCAUCUACUUUGCAGCGGUGCUAGCUGUGGGGCUGUGGGCAAUGGUGAGAAGCAACAGAGGCACUGUUGGAGGCUUCUUCCUGGCUGGUCGUGACAUGGCCUGGUGGCCGGCCUUGCUUAUGGUGCUGGUUCUUGGGUGGGUGUUUGUCCCCAUCUACAUCAAGGCAGGGGUGUUGACCAUGCCAGAGUAUCUUAGGAAACGGUUCGGUGGGAAGAGACUGCAGAUCUACCUUUCUGUCCUCUCCCUCUUCAUCAUGGUGGCUAUCCAAAUUUCCUCAAACAUAUUUUCCGGAGCCAUAUUCAUCCAACUGGCCUUGGGAUUGAACCUCUACCUGGCUGUCUUCAUCCUCUUGGCUAUCACUGCUUUUUACACAGUGGCUGGGGGCUUGGCCUCAGUGAUCUACACAGACUCUCUGCAGACUUUAAUCAUGCUGGUUGGCUCUUUAAUUCUCAUGGGGUUUGCAUUUGCUGAAGUUGGAGGCUAUGAGAGCUUUACAGAGAAGUACAUGAAUGCCAUCCCCUCUAUAGUCGAGGGGGACAACCUGACGAUCAGCCCCAAGUGCUACACUCCUCAGCCAGACUCCUUCCACAUCUUCCGAGAUCCUAUCACUGGAGACAUCCCAUGGCCAGGACUGAUAUUUGGAAUGACCAUUUUGGCCAUCUGGUACUGGUGUGCAGAUCAGGUCGUUGUACAGCGCUGCUUAUGUGGCAAGAACAUGUCCCACGUGAAGGCUGCCUGCAUCAUGUGUGGCUACCUGAAGCUGCUCCCCAUGUUCCUCAUGGUGAUGCCAGGCAUGAUCAGCCGCAUUCUGUACACAGAUAAGGUGGCCUGUGUUGUGCCUUCCGAGUGUGUGAAACAGUGUGGCACUUCGGCCGGCUGUACCAACUAUGCUUACCCCACCCUGGUCCUGGAGCUGAUGCCUGAUGGACUACGAGGCCUGAUGCUGUCGGUCAUGUUGGCUUCUCUCAUGAGCUCCCUGACUUCCAUCUUCAACAGUGCCAGCACCCUCUUCACCAUGGACCUGUACGCCAAGAUAAGGAAGAAGGCGUCAGAGAGAGAGCUCAUGAUAGCCGGACGGGUAUUUGGCAUCAUUCUGAUUGUCAUCAGCAUCCUGUGGGUCCCACUGGUCCAGGCGUCACAGAAUGGACAGCUCUUCCACUAUAUUUCCUCAUUUGCUAGCUACAUUGGGCCUCCUAUUGGUGCUGUCUUCACCCUUGCCAUCUUCUUCAAAAGGGUCAAUGAACAGGUUCUUAAUCACCUGGGCCCUGCCUAUCUUUUUGUGGAUGCCCACGGAUUCUUUAGCACCAGCCAUGGAGAGAAGGGAGGGGACCAGGAGCUGCAGCCAUUGUGCUGUGGCUCUUCCUCUCCUCCGCUGUCUGAGUUCUUGUACCAGAAGGGACCAGAGGCCAAGGUUCUCACAAACGGCAGAUGGGAAGCCUCUGGGCUGCUAUAG